AUGUUCCCUUACCCAUCAGGAAGCGGUUUACAUGUUGGUCAUAUUCGUAAUUAUACUAUCACUGAUUCCUUAGCUCGCUUUUAUCGCCUAAAAGGAUAUAAUGUCCUAAUGCCGAUUGGCUGGGAUGCUUUUGGACUGCCGGCCGAACAAUAUGCUAUUCGAACUAAUAACCAUCCCGCCACUUUUACCCAAAAAAACAUUGAAAAUUAUAAGCAGCAAUUAUUAAAAAUGGAAGAAUUAUCCGAGCACAAAGAAAUACCGGUUUAUUGGUGCGAAAGACUAGGAACAGUCUUGGCAAAUGAGGAAAUAAAAAAUAUAGAAGGUAAAAAAGUUUCUGAACGGGGAAAUUAUCCAGUAGUAGAAAAAAAAAUUCCUCAAUGGGUUUUAAAAAUUACUCAGUAUGCUCCACAACUGCUUACCGUGGCUGAAAAAAAACCGACUAUCCCAGUUUUCACAACCCGAUCAGACACUAUUUUUGGGGUAGUAGCGAUUGCUUUAUCAAUUAACCAUCCUUUAGUUUCUGAAAUUACUCUACCAGAAUACCAAAAAAAAGUAGCCGAUUUUUUUUGGCAAAAGAGUUUUUUUAAAGAGUUUGAGGAACAAGAAAACGAAAAAAUACCGAUUUGGAUAACCAAUUUUGUGGUUGGUGAUUAUGGUACUGGAGUUGUCAUGAUAGCCCCUUAUUUUUCCAACGAACAAGACUGA
Molecule: messenger RNA, 705 nt
Organism: Entrophospora candida
Lineage: Eukaryota; Fungi; Glomeromycota; Glomeromycetes; Entrophosporales; Entrophosporaceae
Source: the annotation of a GenBank genome assembly